Messenger RNA from Galleria mellonella (greater wax moth), 4305 nucleotides. RefSeq lists its product as uncharacterized. The transcript has 18 exons. Lineage: Eukaryota; Metazoa; Arthropoda; Insecta; Lepidoptera; Pyralidae. The record is from RefSeq and is a predicted model, not a curated record. Bases 118 to 3915 code for a protein of 1265 amino acids.
UACUUAUGUCAAAUAUUUUUGAAUUUUAACUGUAUUGUUUAACGACAUAUUUUAAUAUUAUUAUUGUACUAUUUUUAUUUUAAAUAGAUAUUGUCUUUGUGUCUUAUAUAUAAAGAAAUGGAUAAUCCACUGACCCCUAAUAAAAUUCAAAGACUUAUGCAUUUGGCCGAAGAUAAACCGUUUAAUAUGACAAUGCCAAGGCGUUUAUUGCUCAAUGACGAGGACUUGAAGAGACUUGCAUCACAUCAACUGGCUCAGGAUAAAUCCUCUACCAACUACGAGUCAUCAUCUGGUAUCUUAGAUUUGGAGAAAGUUGAAGGUUUCGGCGAAUCAGAUAUUGGUAACCUAUCUUUGAGUAAAUCGACUGCUUUCAACCCUGGUGAAAUGACGGGAAGAUCAACAGGCACAGGAGAGACGAAUUCAAAUGUUGGACAAAAUUCAAUGGGAGUAAGUGGGCUGCGUUUGUGUGAGAACUAUAAUCGGCAUUCAAUAGCCCUCGACAGUAUAACCAGUGAGAUGGAUAAACAAACCAGUGAAGUAAAAGAUAUACUGAGACAUUCAAUUGCUACUAAUUAUUCUUUCCAUUCAAAGAGAGAUUUAACUGCAGAUGAGGCCUCAUUAAUGUUGAGAGAAGCCCCAUUGCCACAGCAACAGCAGUCCCAUUUUAUUGAGAGUAUGUCCAUAAACAGUUCAAGUCUAUCUGUUGGAACAUACUUUAAGAAUAGGUGUUCUGAAUUUGGAAAAAUGUUGGAAAAGACUGACAGUCCAGAUCGGUCAAUGAGACCUAGUAUCACUGAUGUUUCAAGUAACACAUACAGUGGUGAUCCUGCAGGGUCCAGUGAUCUUAUAGGUAAAUCUACAGAUAUGUACAACAUAAACCAGACAUUAGACAGUGUACCUGUAAAAUUGCCACGCAGUACAAACACUGAGACAAUUCCACCUAAACAGUUUAUCAAUAAUCUCAGCAAUAUAAAGACAUUUGAAAAAGCGAACAAUAAUGAUCCUGUUAACCCUGUAAAUCAAAAUACAUAUACCAUCAAAUCGGAUGUAAAACUUGAUAAUGUGCCAACAAAUAAAGUGCCAGAUGUACAAAAAAAUUUGCCAACAAAUAAAGUGCCAGAUACACGAAAAAAUGCACCUAUGUCUUCCAAUAUGACUUUGAACCUGGAUGCAAGUCAUAAACAUUUAAUGAAUUCAAUGGUCAAACCUGCAGAUAUUAUACUAAAGAAACAUCAGUCAUCAUGGCGUAUUGCUACUGAUGAUACUGAAAGCUCUAUCGAUAAUUCAUUCAGUAUUUCCAAGAUAGCAGAUUAUCUCGGAAAGCAAUCAAACAUAAGUGUCACAGACAUGAUGCAACUGAAUAAACAUAAUAAAAAAAUGAACAAAAAGCAACCACUUACUGAAUUGCAUAUGAAUGCACAAGAGAAUAGGAUCGAUAGAGAUGUUCAGGUUACAUAUUUGAAGGAUGUAAAGAAUAUGCCGGCAGCCAGUUCAGCUGGUAGUGUCGACACGGUUAUAUGUCUCGACAAGCUAAAAAUAAACGAAGACACUAAAUGUAUUCCAACAGUGAUCGUCAAUAAUAUUCAUUCUAAUGAUAUAGAAAAUAUUGAAUUAGAAAAUGUAAAAGAGAAACGGCGUUCGACGAGAUCAAAAUCGCCGUCCAGCAAGAGUCAAUCUACACUUAGUACUGUACAAGAAAAUUAUGUAAGCUUUAAAUCAAAUGAAAGCCCGGUUCAAGCAAUUAAUGGCGAAGCUAAUACAUCUUAUGUACCUUCCCCAAAUGUUGAAUAUAAAGAGUUAGAUAGAUCUGUAAAUUGGCACGAGAUGUUACAACAUAGGCAUUUGAAACACCAGUACUUGGCUAAAGAACAAUGGGCUGAAAUAUUAACAACAACAACAAAUGGAUUUGUAGGAGUGACUUGUCCUGUUACACUAACAAUAACAACAAUCACAGAAAGUUGGUUGACUGCAAAAUUUCAAUUUGAUGAAUUGCCAAAUAAUGGAAGUGAUCUCACUGUAGAAGUACCGCGUAUCCCUCUAUUGCUGUCUCCAGGCAAAUCUGAACAAUUCACAGUAUAUUUAACAUCAAAUAUUGAAAUUAAUGAAUCUCUUCCAUUCACGAUAUUUUUAAAAGAUGCUUCAAUUGAGGAUGGUAUGGAACAAAAAGGCAAUGUACGGAUCAAUAUUAAAAUGCCCACCAUAGAAACUAUGUCAAGUGAUGGCGUAAAUAAAGUCACAUUUCCACCAACACAAGAGAAGUCAUCACUCACAAAAUCAUUUGUACUAAUGAGUGAAUGCUCUGAAGAUCUACAGUUAGAUUUGACAGUCAGUGAAGGUGAUAGCAUGUUUUUGAUUAAAAAUGUACAAGAAAUAAAAAAGAGUGAUGUUAAUAAAGUACUAAUAGAUUGUCAAGGGUCUCAGGAAGAGGCACAGCAAGGUGUUAAGUCGAAAUUCAAAGCAAUGAACAAACAACUAUGCAGAUUAACAAGAGGAAACGCCAUUAAGGUUACUAUUACGUUCACGGCGCCUUUAUUAUCAGAAAUUCAACUGACAGAUAACCUGGCUACAUUCCAUGGCGCACUAAACGUAAAUCUGAUUGGUGUUAAAACUGUUUUGAAGAAAGUAAAUCUCAUAGGUACCGUGGGAUCUGUCAACCUAAUCUUGAACACGCCGAUUGGAAAUAAAUUACAACUCAGUAAUGAAAUGACUACUAUCACCGUUUCCAACACUGGAUCAAUACCAGGAAUGUGGAUUGUUAAAUUCAAGAGCAACAUGGCCAGUAACAGUAAUUUUCCUUUUAAAAUUUCACCGUCUAAGUUUGACAUACGGCCUGGCGCUACAAAAACUAUAAAUUUGUCCUACACUGGCCCUGAUGAUAAUGUUUAUGACGCAAUAGUGAUGUUUGAAGAUGUCGCCACUGGCAAGAAAACACUAAUCAACGUUACCGGUGGUUCAGAUAAACCAAAAGCGUUUCCUAUCAAAACUAACUACAAUGUCAUGUCGUGGGUACGCGCCGGCAGGAAAGAGUUGAGUCUCAAGAACUCGACGAAUAAAAAAGUCCACAUAAAAUGCCAAAUAGUCGGUGAAGGAUUUUCAAUAGACAUGCCCGGUGUGGAGUCGCGGGGCAGUUAUAUAUUGCCGUUUGGGCCGAACGAAUGCAGACCAUUAUCUGUAAUUUUCACGCCUAAUUCAGCAGUGCCACACGCUGCACUUUUAUAUUUAAUGUAUGAUAAGACCAGCGAAUUUACACGAAAGAUAGCGAUGUGCGGUUGCGCGGGCGGUGAAGGCGUGCGGUGGCGUGGACCGGUGACCUGCGGUCACACCGCGCUUAUACGGGCUUCACCUGGCGAUUCUGUAUCUCUGCCACUGUACAAUCGCGCUGCGGCACCCGCCUUCGUAUUGGCCAAGGUGCACUUCAACUUGCAGUUCACGUGCGCGGCGCAGAGUGCGCGGCUAGAGGGCGCCGCGAGCGUGGUGGCAGCGCGCGGGGCGCACGAGGUACGGCUGGUGCUGCCGCCGCCGCUAUGGUCGCGCCUCGAGCGACGUGCACGCGACCGCGCCGCCGCCGCCGCCGGUGCCUCGCCCGCGCUCGCCACCGUCACCCUGCUUACCGGCGCCGAGACCACGCGCCGUCGCAUACUCAAAGUUCUAAAAGAUGAGGGGAAGAAUGGGGAGUUGGAUAUUUCACUAUUACCAGAGCAUCUGAGGGUACUGGCUGUACAGUUUGAAGGCGAGGACCCUACUAUUGAUAAUUACUUGGCAGAUUUCGAAGAAAGUAAGUCAUCUCUGGACGAACUGAUAGGCGGUCUUCAAGAGUUGACGGCACAAAUUGACUUGCCUCAAGACUUCGCCGAUGAGAACACAAUUAUUAUCAGCGACGACACCAUGAUUGAACAUCACACACUUUAUAAUUAAGUUUGAAGUAUGUACCUGUAUGUUGUUAUAGAAGUAUUAUUAGUUUUAUGUGAUGUAGAUUUUUAUACCAGGUAGAAUUGUAUAUUAUGUAAUUAUACACUAUAAUGGCAUUUUAAAAAUAUUUAAGACAGUAUUACUGAUUUAUGUUUUAUGAUAAUGUAAUGAUAUUUUUCUGAAACUAAGCUCCUAAUGCAUGGUAGGCAGUUGUGCUUAUUAUGUUACUUUAUUUUUGUACCAUGAUUAUAUUUUGGCUUAUGUUUAUUAGGUUGAAUAAGAAAAUACUUAAGAAAUUAUUUUUCAAGCCAUUCAAAUAAUAUAAAGCAACUUUUAAAACCCUUUAUUGUAGUUAUGAUUUGUGCUUAAAUAAAUUUCUAUUUUCCAUUAUGUAAA